This is a messenger RNA of Cylicocyclus nassatus, 849 nucleotides long. The record is from the annotation of a GenBank genome assembly. Lineage: Eukaryota; Metazoa; Nematoda; Chromadorea; Rhabditida; Strongylidae.
AUGCUUGGUCUUUCAGGAGAGAUUGCGAUCACAUUCGUAUUACUACUACCAUGGAUUCGACCUACGCUAUGGAGCAAGUUGUUCAAGAGCCGGCUCGCAGUCGCUCUUAGUAAGUACGCAACUGUAUACUUUUACACUGGAGCAUUCGGGCUGUUCGUCCUUUUCGCAGAUGCUGUACGUGAGGUCAACAAAUACUCACAUGUGGAGGUUGCGAUGGAUUCUUCUUUGCGUCACGCUGCCGAUGCUGAUGCGGUCAUCCAUAUGCGACUGUUCAGAGCACAGCGUAAUUUUUACAUCUCUGGAUUCGCACUUCUGCUUUUCUGCGUUAUCAAGCGUAUAAUGAGCUUGCUAAGCCGUGGAGCUCAGCUUGAAGCCGCAAGCGAGGCAGCAAUGAGACAGGCUGAAGGUGCUUCGAAGGCUGCCAAGACACUCAUGAAUGCUGGUGGUGAAGGAGAAGUAGCUGAACUCAAUCGCAAGAUUGAAGAGCUCGGAACUGAACUGAAGAAGACGCAGGUUGAUCGCGACACUAUUCGCAAACAGGCUGAAAACCUCCAGGAAGAGUACGAUCGCGUCUCUGACCUAUUGGUUAAAUACGAGGGUGGCGACAGUGGCAGCAAGAAAGAGCUUUGAGUUCGCAAAACUCAAUGUUCUCGAAGAAAUGCGACUUGCGAUUUGUCGAAUGUAAAUUUGGAAGCUAUGUUCAAGGCGAGAUGACCUUAGCUUGAUUCUUGCUUGGUCCUUUUGAUUCUCUCGUCUUCUUCAUGUUCUAUGCUUUGUCUUUUCAAUCGUAACGUGUAUUGAAGCAGUAACCUUCUUUUGUAGUCUGUAAGGUUAUGAUAGUUUGGUGUG